AUGAAGCUCAACAUCUUUGCAAUGGCUCUCGUCAUCCCUUGCUUCAUGUUCAACGCGACAGCGGAAGAUCUCAAGCCUAUACCAGUAGCACUAGAUCUCAAGCCAAAACCCGCAGCAGUACCGAGUAGCCAAUUUCGCCUUUAUGACGAUGGUAUCACCUACAUCAACCUGAAAGACACGGCGCAAUGUUACGGGCUUCCCAUUCCGGACAAGAAUAGCAAUCCUUUGGCCGACUUCUACAUCUACACGUGCCCGGGGUACAAUGGAGUAACCUGCUGGGUCAACUGGGGCGAGGAUAGCAAAGGCCAAGUUACGUUGACUCCGUAUUGGGACCCACGCCUGGAUUGCAGAUGCGUGCCGACAGAUGGAGGGCUCAGACGCAACCGGAGAACGGCGAGGGCGCUGCGCAAACGGUGUACGCCCUCCUGUCAUGUUCUGGGGUGCCUCGUCUACAUGAAGGGAAAGCGGCACUGA
Messenger RNA from Acaromyces ingoldii, 474 nucleotides. RefSeq lists its product as hypothetical. The record is from RefSeq and is a predicted model, not a curated record. The transcript is spliced from 2 exons. NCBI's taxonomy places the organism in Eukaryota, Fungi, Basidiomycota, Exobasidiomycetes, Exobasidiales, Cryptobasidiaceae. Bases 1 to 474 code for a protein of 157 amino acids.